AUGCAUCCGGUUUUGCAGGUAGCCGAGACAUGGGCCAACGAGUCCAAAAAGCAGGCCAAGGGGCCAUACACGCCAUGCUUCGCCGCAGUGCCCAAACAGGGUAUUAUGCACAUCUUCCGCGAGACCGGCGGCUUUACCAACGUCCCUGGCGGCGUCAUCAUCAAGGUCCCCAGUGGUCGGUUCUAUAGCGACGGGACGUUCACCAUCGACGACAGCCACCUCUUCACGUGCUCUGCCGGCGAGUUCGAGGCCUCGCUUGACGAGAACGACCCUAAUGUACGUAUGGUAACGCACCCACGCACUCUGCCCCACGCUAAUAGAGUCGCAGACCGGUAUGAUUCUCAUCAUUCAGGAAUCUAUGUCUUAAGUCGCCUUAAGCCACACGGAAGGAUAUCGUCAGAGGGGGGGGCGAUCUUUGGAGGUCUAUGCCUUUCAGUGAUCACCUAUGCCGACUUCCGUGUCGUGCCAACAGGCUCUUUUAGACAGCUAGGUGGGACAAGGCGAAGAUGCAGGCGGGAUGCCGCCUUCUAG
Colletotrichum siamense is the source of this 531-nucleotide messenger RNA. RefSeq lists its product as uncharacterized. The transcript has a single exon. Bases 1 to 531 code for a protein of 176 amino acids. The record is from RefSeq and is a predicted model, not a curated record. NCBI's taxonomy places the organism in Eukaryota, Fungi, Ascomycota, Sordariomycetes, Glomerellales, Glomerellaceae.